GGGCUUGAGCUCUGUGAAUAUGCAUGUGAUGUGUGGACACAAGCUAUUAUAGACCGUCAGCCGUUACCGAUACACUCAGAACCGCAUGUAAUCCUUAAAAACACAUUUAUUUGUGAUUAGUAGCGUGCUGCGGCAUUUGAGGGAGAAACUGAGAAACUUAAAGCAAACUGAAUAAGAUCCUCCAGAUAUGAGGAGGUCGAUUGUGUUGGCUGUGAUUUACAGUCUGGGAUGGACUUACCUGACCGAGGCUCAGUUUCCCCGAGUCUGCUGCACCGUGGAGGCCAUCGUGUCCAAAGAGUGCUGUCCCGCGCUGGGAUCGGAUCCGGACAAUGUGUGCGGGAUUCUGUCCGGCCGGGGAAACUGCAGCGAUGUCCAUGUGGACUCCAAACCCUGGGGAGGACCGUACAGGUUAAGAAACGUGGACGACCGCGAGAGAUGGCCGACUAAGUUUUUCAAUCGGACCUGUCGAUGCUUUGGUAACUUUGCUGGUUAUAACUGUGGCGAGUGUAGAUUCGGCUGGACGGGGCUGAGCUGUGACCAGCGCAAAGCUCCCGUUGUGAGGAAGGACAUUCACUCUCUGAGCCCCGCUGAGCUGCAGGAGUUCCUGGACGUUCUGGAUCGGGCCAAAACCACCGUCCACCCUGAAUACGUCAUCGCCACACAGCACUGGCUGGGCCUGCUGGGACCCAACGGCACCGAGCCGCAGUUCAACAACAUCUCCAUCUACGACUUCUUCGUCUGGCAGCACUAUUACUCUGUCCGAGACACAUUACUGGGUGAGGAGCUAUACCAUCUGCUCAGUCUGGAGAGAGAGCUGCAGAAACUCACAGGUAAUGAGAACUUCGCCGUCCCGUACUGGAACUUUGCGACGGGACGGACGGAGUGUGACGUCUGCACAGACUCUCUGCUCGGAGGAGGGGACCCCAGGGACCCGUCCCGUAUCAGCCCUCGCUCCAGGUUUGCCCGCUGGGGAGUGGUGUGUAACAGUCUGGAUGAGUAUAAUCGUCUGGUGACCUUGUGUAACGGGACCAGCGAGGGAUCUCUGCACAGAGGAGUCAUGGAGAGCACUAACGUGGCUUUACCAACCAUGAACGACGUCAGAAGCUGCCUGAAUCUCAGAGACUUUGACAGUCCACCGUACUUCACCAACUCCAGCUUCAGCUUCAGGAACGCACUGGAAGGAUACGACAAGCCAGACGGUGAGCUGGACAGCUCUGUGUCCAAUCUGCACAACCUGGUUCACCUGUUCCUCAAUGGGACCAGCGCUCUGUCCCACUCCGCCGCCAACGACCCAAUCUUUCUGGUGCUUCAUGCAUUCACCGAUGCCAUAUUUGAGGAAUGGAUGAGACGUUCCAGUGAAAACGCCAGCUUGCCGGAUGAGAUGGCCCCUAUCGGACACAACCGGCAUUAUAACAUGGUCCCCUUUUUCCCACCUGUGACCAAUGAGGAGAUCUACAUCACAUCUGAACAGUUGGGCUAUUCCUACGCCAUUGAACUUGAAGAAACAGACAACAGACCGGCCAUGUUUCUGCUGGGCAGCACACUGGGAGGAAUAUUCCUCGGGCUGCUCCUGCUGCUGCUCCUGUCGGUGCUAUACGUGCAACAGAGGAAAAAACGCGAGUUCGAGCCUCUCCUGAAUGCAGAGUUCACCACCACUAAAUACACAGAGGAAGCGUAAUUCACAUCCACACGUUAGAGACAUCAGCGGCUCUGUCCCAAACCCUCAUGCCCUGAAAUGCAGGCCAGCGAGGCAGUUCAUGAGAUUUUGGAACAAAUCCAGUGCAUGCAGAGCAAAAUAAAUGAAGAUGAUUGAAAAAUGCAGUAAAUCACAAACUCUUUUGAUGGUUAGAGAGAAGCAAUGAUUCAACGGGUCUGCUGAAUUGUAUCAGCCACCAUUAAAUGAAUAGAAAGCACUUGAACAUGCAAAUGAAAAGCACAUAUUAUUUAAAUACAAUACAGUUAAAAAGUUUGGGCUUAGUAAGAUUUAAAAAAAAAAAGACAU
Sinocyclocheilus grahami is the source of this 2002-nucleotide messenger RNA. RefSeq names its product L-dopachrome tautomerase-like. The transcript is spliced from 8 exons. Gene Ontology annotation, biological process: developmental pigmentation; positive regulation of neuroblast proliferation; ventricular zone neuroblast division. NCBI's taxonomy places the organism in Eukaryota, Metazoa, Chordata, Actinopteri, Cypriniformes, Cyprinidae. Gene Ontology annotation, cellular component: melanosome. Gene Ontology annotation, molecular function: oxidoreductase activity; dopachrome isomerase activity. Bases 188 to 1678 code for a protein of 496 amino acids. The record is from RefSeq and is a predicted model, not a curated record.